Messenger RNA from Daphnia carinata, 1315 nucleotides. Its product is annotated as phospholipase A2 inhibitor beta-like. Lineage: Eukaryota; Metazoa; Arthropoda; Branchiopoda; Diplostraca; Daphniidae. Gene Ontology annotation, molecular function: protein binding. Gene Ontology annotation, cellular component: membrane. Bases 58 to 1263 code for a protein of 401 amino acids. The transcript is spliced from 3 exons. The record is from RefSeq and is a predicted model, not a curated record.
GCCCAGACAGAACUAGACAGACGUAGAACGUACAUCAAUUUGAUAGAUACUACAACAAUGAAGACAGUUGACAUUCUACUCUUCACUUUGUGCAUUUCUUUGUCGAAUGUAAAAUUAGCUUCCGGCAGAAAUAUCGAGUGGUGGGCAAGUGACAAAAGCAACAGCCAAAAAACAGACCGGAAUCUCUGCGUUGAAGAUUAUUCACCAUGCAAUUGCAACGACAGUCCCUCCUAUGGAUUGGAAAUCACUUGCGACGGUGUCGAUGUCCUCACCAUUCAAGACAUUUUCAGCCGGACUACCACCAACGACUUGUUUUCUUUUCAGUUGACAGUCCCAUCUCCAGCUGAAGGAAAUGUCGUCUCCAUCCCGGCCGAUUUACUGAACGGCAAACGAGCAGGAAAUAUCCUUUUGAAUUGUCCGUUUCCCGAUUGGCAAUUGACAAUUGAUGCUGAUGCUUUCCGUCCGUCAAGUGAUUUGACAUUUUUCUUUUUCACCGCUGGUUGUGAUUUGAAUCUGCUAGAUUUUACAUCCUUCCUAGACGGCUUCCUUAGUUUAACGACGGUUUUUAUUAGCCAAUCGUCAAACGUCCAGGGCAUUCAAAAUUUGCCUGCCCUACCAAGCCUCAACCAACUGAUCGUUACUUACACUACUGGAUUAGAAAAGAUCACUGAUUUCUCUCGUCUUGGUAACGUCCAGCUGAGACGUCUCUUGUUGAACGGAAACCAAUUAGACGACCAAAUGGCUGACAACAUUUUAAACGCAAUGGCUUCUUCAUCAGCUGCUACUGCCUUAGAAAUGCUGUGGUUGGCAAGCAAUCAACUGACUCGAGUUCCAGCCCAAUUGAGCUCGUUUUCUCGAUUGAUUCAGCUUGAUUUGUCUAAUAAUAGUUUUCCAGUUUUAUCCAGUGGAUCUUUUUCGUUCAACGCUCCCGUCGAUUACCUGUAUCUCGAAUCCAACACCAUCAACAGCAUCGAACCUAGCGCUUUUCAAGGUGAUUUCACUAGGGGUCGCAUCUACCUUCGCUUCAAUAGUUUAUCGAGAUUUGAGGAAGCUGUUUUCAGGCCUUUGCUGGAGCAGAUGAUAAGCGUCACGAAUGGUGGUCUAGUCAACCUUGAAUCCAAUCCAUUGGAUUGUGGAGAUUGUCAUUUGGCCUGGCUCAUUCGUGACAGUCCUAGUUUACUCAACGCUGUCGAAUCGGCCGUUUGCUCUGAUGGAACUGCAUUUAGUGCUUUGAACCCAUCCGCUUUCGCCGACUGUCCAUGAAAACCAUGCACGAAAGGCAAAUACACUUAACGUAAGUGUAUGCUGCCAUUUA